Molecule: messenger RNA, 399 nt
Organism: Bombus terrestris (buff-tailed bumblebee)
Lineage: Eukaryota; Metazoa; Arthropoda; Insecta; Hymenoptera; Apidae
Product: 3-hydroxyacyl-CoA dehydrogenase type-2-like
Exons: 2
Coding region: 1-399 (132 amino acids)
Source: RefSeq, a predicted model, not a curated record
AUGUUCCGUAGGGUCAUUAUUCGGGCAGUGAGGCUCGAAAAGGACGUAUUAGAGAGCAUCGAAUGUGUGAAGGCGAAAUUUGGCGGCGUGAACGUACUAAUUAAUUCUGCUAGUAUUGUUGACUACGAAAAUAUCUAUGAUUUCAAGAACAAAAAGCCACAUUCUGCUGACCUGUACAGAUGCGUUUUCGAAACUAACGUGUGGGGUUUAUUUAACGUAACGCGCUUAAUGGUCAACUUGAUGGCAAAGAACAAACCAGAUUUAAAUCAACAAAGACGAGUCAUUAUAAAUCUUUCAAGCACGAUGGCUUAUGAACCACCACAUGGUUUAGUUGCUUAUGGCGCCAUGAAAUCCGCUGUUUCCGAUAUGACGAUCCCCUUAGCUAGAGGACUCGCGUAG